CUGAGUACAACAAAACGCAACAUGCGUGAUGCAGCGAGCGAGAGAACGCCCCGUUAUUUACAAAUCAAGAGAAAUACUCCGAGAGUUUGAACUUUCAGAGAUUUAAAACCCCUUUAUUGUACUUCUUAACAUAAUCCCACAAAACGAUAGCUCAAACGUCCACAACAACAGAUUUGGACGAGGAGAGGCGCGACCACAGACUGAGAGCAACAGGCGGCCGCGCUCUGAAGGAGCUGAGAGCAGCGAGUCUGUUUACUCUGUCAUCACAGCCCCGCUACGUCGGAACAUUUUACAUGGAUAAGGUGUUGAGCUGUAAAAACGAGGACCUUGAGGAUUACUAUGGACUAUUGGGAUGUGACGAGCUGUCUUCGACAGAACAGAUUGUCAAUGAGUACAAAAUCAGAGCCCUGGCGUGCCAUCCAGACAAACACUUGGAUAACCCCAGCGCUGUGACAGACUUCCAGAAACUGCAGGAGGCCAAAGAGGUUUUAUGUGAUGAAAACAAAAGAAAGAAUUAUGACCUUUGGAAAAGAAGUGGAGUUGCCAUGACAUUUCAUGACUGGCAAGCUUUGAAAGACUCUGUGAAAACAUCAAUGCACUGGGCAGUAAAAUCAAGAAAGGAACCAAUGCUGGAGCCCUGUAAAUCAGACAUACCCACCUCCUCUGAGAUGAAAGACCAGUUUGACCACGAGGAAGCACAGACCGACAAAAGUCCUCUGACUGAACCUACACGGGAUUAUGAUCAUAUGCGUUUCCGAUGGGACGGUGACUCUCCAUCGAACCUACUGCAGAGGUUUAGAAACUAUGAAAUUUAAAAGUAUGCUGGAAAAAUACUGAUUACUCUUCAAUACAGUGAUACAAUAUUCUUUAUUUAAAUAUUUAUUGCAAAAAAAAAACCCCCAAAAAAAACAUAAAACUGUACCUUAAAUGUAACUGUGUUCAAAUUCAAGGUGACUUUUAGGGACUGUCAUUCUAUUAUGCUCUGUCUAAAUGAUUACUAUAUCGGCUUGUUGUUGAAUAAAUUGUAUCUGAAACAAUA
Boleophthalmus pectinirostris (great blue-spotted mudskipper) is the source of this 1039-nucleotide messenger RNA. RefSeq names its product DnaJ (Hsp40) homolog, subfamily C, member 12 (gene dnajc12). NCBI's taxonomy places the organism in Eukaryota, Metazoa, Chordata, Actinopteri, Gobiiformes, Gobiidae. The record is from RefSeq and is a predicted model, not a curated record. The coding region runs from base 294 to 815 and encodes 173 amino acids. Gene Ontology annotation, cellular component: cytoplasm. The transcript has 5 exons.